Molecule: messenger RNA, 12462 nt
Organism: Caretta caretta (loggerhead turtle)
Lineage: Eukaryota; Metazoa; Chordata; Testudines; Cheloniidae
Gene: RAP2B
Product: RAP2B, member of RAS oncogene family
Biological process (GO): Rap protein signal transduction
Cellular component (GO): membrane
Molecular function (GO): GTPase activity; GTP binding
Source: RefSeq, a predicted model, not a curated record
CUUUCCAGAAGCCAAUGGAGGGGGUUAGCGCGAGCCAAUGGGUCCGGGCGGGCUGUGAGCGGACCUGAGCGCGAGGCUGCGGGGAAGGGAUGGCCCGUGGCGGCGCGAGGCGGCACCGCGGGACUGGUGCACCACGCGCUGGCUGCCGGGGGGCGAUGAGAACUCGCGAUCUCCUCCCCCGCCCCGCUGGCAGCUGCCGCCUCCCCGUCUCCCAGGGCUGCUGAGGCUCGGGCAGGGCGCCUGCCUGGCCGAGGGGCUCGCGCUGCCCUUGCGUUCCGCCGGGGCUCGGCCGCGGCUGCCUGGCCCAGGAGCCUGCCCGGGAGGCUGGGCACAGCCCUCGCCGCGCGAAGGGGGCUGGCGCUGCACGGGCGUUAGCCGCCGCUGCUCCCUCCCCUGCCGGCUGCUGGCUGCAUGCUCACCCCGCUUCAGUGAGAGCCGCGGCGGGGCGGCUUCUCUCCGCUCCCUCCUUCCCCGCUGACUGGAGGUGGGAGGGAGAGAAGAGACCCAGAGAGGAAGGAGCCGGGCGUGCGGAGCGGAGCCAUGCGAGAAUACAAAGUAGUGGUGCUGGGCUCGGGCGGGGUGGGCAAAUCCGCCCUCACCGUGCAGUUCGUGACCGGCUCCUUCAUCGAGAAGUAUGACCCCACCAUCGAGGAUUUCUACCGCAAGGAGAUCGAGGUGGAUUCCUCCCCCUCGGUGCUGGAGAUCCUGGACACCGCCGGCACCGAGCAGUUCGCCUCCAUGCGGGACCUCUACAUCAAGAACGGGCAAGGGUUCAUCCUGGUCUACAGCCUGGUCAACCAGCAGAGCUUCCAGGACAUCAAGCCCAUGCGGGACCAGAUCAUCCGGGUGAAGAGGUACGAGAAGGUGCCCAUGAUCCUGGUGGGCAACAAGGUGGACCUGGAGGGCGAGAGGGAGGUCUCGUAUGGGGAAGGCAAAGCUCUGGCCGAGGAGUGGAGCUGCCCCUUCAUGGAAACUUCAGCCAAAAACAAAGCUUCAGUGGAUGAACUGUUUGCAGAGAUUGUCAGGCAGAUGAACUACGCUUCCCAGCCCAACGGGGACGAUCAGUGCUGCUCGUCCUGCGUGAUCCUCUGAAAGGGCCUUGGGGGCAAUGUUGUCGUUCGCAAAGGUUUACAACAAAAAGAAGCAGCAAUGUGAUCGUUCGAAACAAAGAUUGGAAACAACUUUGCAUACACAAGGAUUCCAGGCUGCAGCAGCACCAGCUGCUGCAGUGAUCAGUGUCACGGGGUGGGUGUAUUGUUGAAAACGUGGCUUUUUCAGCAUGUACAUUUCAUCGAUUUUGAUUGUUGCAUAUUUCCCGUAAGUACCAUUUACAGAUUGCUGUAUUGGCAACUGACACCAGUAAGAAAAGUUUCGGCCUGGAGAAAGGGGAGCUUGUGAGCAAUCGUUUUCUAACUGGAAGAGUUAGAUUACACCUAAGGAACUAAGGGGAGCAGUAAACGAAGAAACCAUUGCAGAGAGGGAGAGAGAAAUCUUUCCGUGGACGUGUGGGGGUGAAACUAAGAUUGGUGCUCUCUUUUCUUUAGCCAACCUUGAAUGCACCCUGUGACUAUGAUAUUGAUUCUGAGGAUUUCUAUGCAAAGUUGGAUUAUUGUUACAGUGUAUCCAAUCUGAAGUAUUGCACAUCUGAACUGGGACUUUUAAUAACACUGAUGCCAAUACAGUGUGGGGUGCCAGAACGUGUCUGCUGAUCAUUUGUGAAACUAUUUUGUUUACCUGCUGUAUCGGAUGGGAGUUUGGGGGAGAGCGGUAGUAUUUUUUUUUUUUUAAAAAUCAGCUGUGAAAAUGUUACAAAUCUGCACAAUAUUUUUUUAGUUGUGUUUUCUUCUUUUCUUCAGGGGGGAGGGAGGUUUGUGGUGGUGGUUUGUUUUCCUUAUUUUUGGGUUGGCAAUAACUGAUUUUGAUUAGCUCUCUAAAGUACAAAGACUUCCUAAAAUGUGAUACAGGGCCAACAGCAACCCUGUGUCUGUAGAGUGCCUUCAAAACUCAGCUGUUCCAGCCGGUGCCAACCUGUGAAAGCUCCACAGAAUCCCAUUAUCUACUACUCCAGAAACUACUUAACAGCUUCCUUUCAGUAAUCACACUGAACAAGCCAGGACAAAAAGGCCUAUUGUUUAGUGGAAUUUAUUUCUUAUUUCCAUUUCAGCCUUUUAAAUGUCAUUUCCAUGUCUUGCAAAUUUGGACUGUAUUUAAUUCAAAUUUACAGGCAUUUAGUUUUUUGGGAGGAUUUCUUUUGUUUUGGUUCUCUGAUGUAGGAUGUACCUCCAGCCAGCAAAGAGCGAAAUCUUAAUGUUGUGAUGUACCAAGAAAAUUCUAACAACUGUAUCUUUAAUUCCAGACAUGCGUUUAAUGUCUCUCCGUUUUAAGAAUUUUAAUACAAAUGUUUUGUUUUUUUAAAAAACGAACAGCAAAACUGUGGUUUUUUUAAUGUAAGGAGAACUGACUUUAAUAUGCAAUCAUGGCAGACGUAUGCUUUUUAAUCGUGAUAUUUGUCUAACCAAAAUAACAGUAUGUUAAGAAUGGAGGAAGGUAACCUAAAAUCAUGAGGCUAGGGAAUGUUUCUAUUGUAUCUGCUGGUAAUGUUGGAAACAGUUGAAUAAUUAUAUUUAGGUCCUGAUGCUACAAGAUGCUGUACAUGGGCGAAUCCUACACUUAUAUAAAUGCUUGUUGAAGUCAUUUGGGCUCUAUGCAGAACAGCUUGCAGGAUUAGGAUCUUAUUUUGUAAUUUUAAAAAUAACAUGGUUUAUUGGAGUCUAGGUGUUGAAGGUCAGCUGUUCGUAAACUUCUAUACUUUACUGAAAAAGAUACAGCUUUUAAAAUUAUGCAUUAAGACUGUGAUUCCUUACCAUUUCAAAUGUAACUUGCAAAGGAGGGGAAAAUGGGAUUUUUUUAAAAAUACAAAGAAGGCCUGAAAGGCAUUUAUUCUCCCAAAAUUCCCAGAUGUGUGUGGGUUUUUUUGUUUUUUUUUUUAAGCUCAUGAUUUGUCUGUCCAGGAGGACUUAUGGGAACUAAUGAAAUUAUGACAUCACAGGAAACCAAAAGCUGACCAACUGAGGAAGUAGGGACUUUUAGUCAAACUGAUUAACAUUUAGGGUGCCUAAUUCUUCUCACUCCUAAUUUAAACCUUGAUCAUGAAUUCACUGUGUCCAAUAGCAAAGAUCCCACUGACAUCAGUUGUGCAGGAUCAGGGCCUUACACAGAUGUGACUUCAUUGAUUUCAAUCAAUGAAGUGACUGUUGUACUUCAGAGAAAAACAAAAUGCCCAGUUUCAGCUGAUUUAUAGCAUCUAUUUAAUUCCUAAUACCUAGCAAAAAGCUUGGGAGAAAUGAUGCCUUAAAGAUUAAACAUCCACCUCUAUCUGAGCUCACAAUAUUUCACUUCUCUUAAAUCCCCAAGAAGCUUUCCUGCCAAACUAAUAUUUCUACAGUUAAAAUAAGUUUAGAAAAAAAACCCAGAUGAAGAGAGCUGCAAACUUUUCCCCAACCCACCCUGGAUUGAUUUCUUUCUAGUCUUCUUUAUAUAAUACAUCAAAAGGUACAAACUCAUUUUUUUAAAAAAAACAAACCUCACUUUUGCAGUUCACCUUUAAGAACUUAAAAAAAAAAAAAGUUGAAUAAAAAAAUUUGUUUAAGGACUUUAAAAUCAGACGCCAUGCUGAAUAGCUGUUUUUUAUUAUUAAUAUAAGCCACAUCUUAACAGGAAUUUUCUUUUUCAGUACUAAGGUAGGCUUAUUGUAGACAUUGUGCAUUAAAGUUUAAAAGCAUAUGUUAUACCUGUAUCUUGGCCAUUGCCAGUGGUCCAAUCCUGUCUAAAUACUACAUGCUUUCCCCCAAGUGCUGAGAGCCCCUAUCCCCCAAAACUCAUUGACCUCAAUGGUAUUUGGAAGGUUUUUUAGUACCUAACAGAAGCUGUCCUUGGGUGAUUACUGGAUGAUCUCUGGAUAACUUGUUCAGUAGAGUUAUCUUCAUAAUUGCUGCUUUCAACAUAAUGAAACCUGGCAAACCUAGUUUUCCCAGCAGAAUAGCAGUUAUUGACAUCUAAAAUUGAAGCUAAAAAAUUUCAAAAUACCUCAUGAUUUCAAAUUGUUUCAUUUUUGAUUUUGUGUGGUGUUUUUUAAAGAAAACCUGACUAAGUAAUGAUGCAAGUGUGUAUGUAUAGCAUACACCAGCUCAACAUAAACUCCAGUUUUAGCUUUGGCCUAGCAGAACAAGUGAAGGUCUUUUAAUAUAUGUUGCUUCUUGCCAAAGGGGUGUAUGUGUUUAAGUAGUAACACGUGGCAUGGGUCUAAUACCAUGAGUGCAAGCAUAUAAAUGUUCAAAAAUUAUAUUUUCUCCUGACUGGUGAGGAUGCUACAGAAAGGAGCACUGGCUAGCUAGACCUUUCAGAGACUCCAAACUGUUGUGUCGUUCACUAAACAUAAGCCUGGUCUAUACACAAAAACUACUUUACGAGUACACUGCCUCUUACUGUUCCCGCCCCCCAGUGUGGAUGCAGUUAUCUGUUGUAAAGGUGCUUUAUACUGUUACGUCUUAUUUCCCUUCCCUGUGGGAACAAGCUAUACCAGUAAAAUGUACCUUUUAUAUUGUUAUAUAACUGAAUCCACAGUAGGGGUUGUGAAAAUUUAAUUAAUUGGGUAGAAAACCCAGACCCCAUAUAUUCUAUUGUCCACAAUGAUUACAUUUUUAAAGACCAUGACAAAUACUGAGCAUGUACCAUUACAGGAAAGUAUGUUAUCUUUCAAAUAUCAGUCUCUAUGAUCACUGCAAUUAUGCAAUGUUCUAGAGCUAAAUGCAGCACUUGUGUUGAAGGUUUACAGUAGGAUAGUCAGACCUUAUAGCUGACCAUAAUUCUACAGCCAUAAUAUUGCCUACAGAAUUUUUGAGGACUCUGCUCUCAAAAGAAUGAGUGUGACUGGUUUGUGCAAAGGGCAUUUUAAGGUAGUGGCUGAUUGUCUCUUUAUGGCCUCUUGGUUCGGUGUCAUUUUGACAGACAUUGCAGAACAUCUGAUUUUAGCUUUGAGUGGCAAAAAAAUAAAUAAAUAAAUAAAGCUUUUUUUCUGUAAGAAAUCUGUGUGAAAGUGAAUGCCACUUGUUCUCUUAGGUCCUGCUCUUGAAAUUCAUAGCAAAACUCUCAGGAUUUUUAAAUAGGAAAAGGACUUUCGUCCCAAAGUACUUAUGAAUAUAAUGUCAUUUUUUGACUGCUGUUUGAAGCUCCUCUACUCUGCAGAUUCAAAUAGCAGGAAAUAAAAAAAAUUAAUACACCCUCACUACAUCCGCUGAAGCUACUAUUUUGGGUGCUUUGUGCAUGUGCUCACAAGAUCUGGGACUUCUGGUGCAAUCAGUUAUCAUGUGGGCUGUGUACAGUGUUCAAAUACUAUUUAAAGGUACCUAAACUGUUCUCAGUAGCGUAUAAAGCCUACAUCCAAAGGUGUAAUUUAUACUAAAUGCCAUCGCAAAAAUGUCUUUCCCCAGUUAUUACUGUAAUGCAGUGACCCUACAGCAAGUUUUGUGUAGAAAUUCAGUGCUUGUCAAUCUCUCUUAUAGGAAAGGAUUUAUUUUCUUUAUUCACAGCCACAAAGGUAACUACCCAAACCCCUGAGUCCUGGGAAUAGCUCCCUCCCCAAGAGAGAAUCGCAUACCUUACCCACUGCAGAAGAUUCAAAAUCAGGCUUUAUUUCAAAUAAAAAAAACACUAAAGUGAGGAGUAACCAAAACUUUAGAAAUUGGAGAAGGGGAUUUAGGGGUGGGGGGUAGCUAGAGAGUAACUCUCCAAUAUUAGUAUUUGAUCAUCCUUUAAGUGCCACAAGGUUCAUACUUUGUUUCCUAUUUUAUAAAAUAAAUAGAAUGGGUAGAACAGGAUACUUGGACUGACUUUCUAACUUUGGACCUGAUUGUGUUCCCAAGAAAGCAAUGGGGAGAAAAUUCCUAUUAAAAAUCAAUGGAAGUGGCAUUGAACACUUUCCCUUGUUCCCAUUUUCAGCUUUACUGGUUCCUUUGUGCAGCCAGUCACUUUCAGGUUGUUAAACACCCAACGAAAUCUGACCCUUCUGAGCAGACAGGUUACAGUGUAAAUGUUUACGUGAUGUAGAAUUUGUGGACAGUUGUUUGUUAGACUUCCACUAGUAGUCUCCUCAGAGGAAGUUAAAAUAUAUACUCCAAUGCACAUCAGAUCCUACUUUAAGGCAACUGAUGUAGUGAUUAGGUAGAUGACACGCUACAAAUAUGCUUAGCAAGAUUCUGUAAUAGAAGUACAUUUUAGCUAUAGUGCCUAAUUUAAAGAGAUUCCUAUUUUAAUAAGAAAAUGUGUGCCUUUGCUCAGAAGAUCCAAAACUGAUUUACUAAUAUUAAGUCUCAACAUGGGAAACAACCAUUCGAUGGUGUUACCAUUUUUUUUCUAGUGGUGAUUUGGGCAAAGAAUGAAAAAACGGAUAAGAAUCAGUAGCCUUAUUUUACGAAUUCCUGACAAGAAAAUAUUUUAAGGCAAUUGGUUUCUAAAAAUGUAGCCUUGGGGUUUUUUAAAAUAACUUUGUCUUUCAAAUUGUAUGCACAAGAAAUCUUUUGUAGAAAGUGUGGUGUUAAUAGAUAGAUGUCCAGGCAGCAGACAGCGUCCAGGUGUGCAUUUACCUCAGCGACUGCCACUUCUGCAACAGAUUUUGCAAGAUCUAGAUUAGUCAUACUGAUCACAAUCAUGUUGUUUCACCUUUUUCUGCCUUCUGGAGAUAGUGUAUAGUGUACGUUCUGUUCUAGUAUGAUACUGGAUUGAAACAAAAGGGUCAUCUUGUGAGUAUACAUGUUUGGAAUUAGAUUGCUGGAUGGGAGACUGAUUCUAUAUGAGAUUAAAUGGUUCUUAUCAAGUAACUAUUGCACAAUCAUGCAAACGUUUACUUGUAUAAUGUUCCCUAUCGCAUCCUUCUCAGUCAUGAAGUGGGUCUGUAUCUCAUGAUUUAUUUCUUUAGGUUUCUAACUAUUUCAGCCAAGAUAAAAGUGAGUGGAACUUUAAAAGGUUGAGUAUAUCUUCAUUAAUCUACAAGUCCUAACAGCUCCCUGACACAUCAGUGGCACAGCUACAAGCUGAGCUUUAGGCAUUGCACUACAACUAGAUACUUUGUGUUCAAUAGGACUCUGUCAGUAAAUGAAUAAAAUCUUACACAAAACAUCUCAAGAGUGGCCACUGACGUGGGUGUACCUCAGUUUUUGGUACCUCCAAAUCAGGCUCUGGGUGUCCCAAGUUAGGCCAAAAUUGUUGGUCAGUCUUGGAAAUGUGGCGGCUGCUGCCGGCAUUUGAUUUUGGUGUGGUGACACUUGACACAAGAAUUUACAGAUGUUUGUUACUUAAUUACCUUGAAGUAUGGUCUAGUGGGCUUACGGGGAGAUAAUCAACAAGACUUAGUGCUUCAUGACCAUUUAAUAAGUAAUCCUGAGGUAGGUAAAGGUUAUUUUCCAGUUGAAACUGGGUAAGCCCGUUAACAUCUUGUUACCUUCAGAGGACUUAGAAAGUCUAGCAGAGAUGGAAAUGAGGGUGGGGCACAGGGACGUGGCUGAGAGAGCAAGGGUAUGGUUCAGUAGCUGGGAGCAAGGUAUUCCUGACUUGCACAACUAAAAGGGUAACUGGGCCCUAGGGUGUGUUUCUCCCAGUCGUGUGCCUAACUCUGCUCAGCUGACUUGACAAGUCAUUUGGUUUUCCUCUGUACCUCAGUUUCUUCCUCUGAAUAGAAAAUAAAUUCUGAUUUCAGAGAAUCUAUAUUGAUUUCCUGUAGCUGAGGAUUUGGCCUAGUAAUUGGUAGUACCAAAAUGAAAUAGGAGAUGGUCAAAUAAAGCAAGGAACAUGAGAAUGGUCAAAUAAAGCAUGGAUAACAGAGAAGGUGCCUGGAAAAGAUGAUCCACUACUUCAAAGUGGAUGCAAUUGGUGUGUGUCCCCCCUACCCUUACCCCUAGCUCCCCAAAGUAGUUGGUCUCAAAUUUACUCAAAAUCUUGUUUUUUAAUGAAAAGCAUCCAGUAACUAAGUGAUAAACUUUUUGUAACCAUCUCUAACAGCUUAAAUCAGUAAAGAUAUUUAAAAAGUGACUUUGGGUUAGAGAGAGGACACUCUGCUGGUUAUAUACUGCCCUUGGUUGUUAGGCAUUGUAAAUGAAUUCCGUGCAUAUUACUGAGGAGAGACUUGAUCUGUAUGUGAGGUUGUAAUGCCUGUAUUGCUAAGGGAUUAUAAAAUCUCCAUGGAAUAGGAACUCACAUAGACAUGAUAGCCAUAAAGUAAAGUUAUUUGCAAGGUAGGCUGAAAGGCCUUCAGUAAAUAAUGAUUCAUCUGAGUUACUUUAGUAGUAGCCUGGAGAAAGAAUCAAGAGCUAAAAAACCCUCCUGCCUUUAAAACUAAGGGAGUAUAAAUAGUAUGGAUGGUAAAUGGUUUUUGUUCAUAAGCUCAAAUACUUAAAAUGAGCCGAGUAAUAUAUAGCCCUUUGGGGAUGAAAGGGACCAAUUCCUCCUCUUCACUGCCGGGUGUAUUCUGGAGGUGCUAUUGUAUUUCCUCGUCAAGAGUGAAACAAAAACUGCAUGAUUGCUGUUACCCUUACCACCACCACCGCCACCACUGUUUCAUAAAGUGGCUAACCACAUGACUUAAGCGCUCACUGUAAGCUCUGGUGUUCUCUUUUUAAUGUAAAGGGUAAAAAAGCCCGAACGACAUAGUGAUAUGUAACUAUUUUGUUGCAUACCAAAACCCAGCAGUUGAAAGGCUGGGUCAUUAAUGAACUCUCAGGACAAUGCAUCAUUUUCAGCUAUAUGUUUAAGUUUAGAUCUACUGGAAAGUGAGCACACGUACAGCCUGUUUGACUCUCACCUUUUUUUUAACACUAUGCACCAGUGCUAGGUGUCAAAGGGAAACUAAACAAAGUAUUUGUUGCAAUGUACAGUGACUGGAGAACCUGGAGAAAGUUCCUAUAACUAAGAUAUAAAAGUAAUUGUCCAAUCCACUUCAUUGUACGCUGGUUGCUGUUGUGAGGUGUAUAUGCACAAUCAAGCUACUCUUCUAGACAGACAAAAAAAAGCAGCAGUCAUCUGCAGAUCUGUUGGGGUAUGUCUACAAUACAUAUAAGCCUAGGCUCUGACUCAGGUUUGAAUCCAAGCCCCAGGUCUGUCCACACACAAAUCAGUCUGACUCAGGUCAGUAAACACUCAGGACUUGGCUCCCAGGAGCCUGCUGUGACUGGGUCCAUGUCAUGACAUUUUGCAGUAAGGACAUGGGUCAUGCUGCAGACCCGAGCCAGAUCUUCAUGAUGCAGUAUGGACCUGUUAUCAAGACUGAGACCAAGGUCCGGCAAUUGUAAGAUCAGUUUUACAGUGUAGUGUGGACACUCAAGCAUAGGCUUGGAAACACCUAGUUCACAAGCCUUGGUCCCACAGACCGAGGUUUAUGAUGUCAUGUGGACAGACCCUUGAAGAUGUAGGCACAAUUUAUAUAAUGUGAGCAUGUGUGUUUAAAAUAUAUAAUUUAAGGAACGGGACGUCUUUCACACCUGAAAUGCAUUUGGGAAAAGUAUCAAGCGCUGAACAAUCAUCUGUUAGCCAAUCUAUCUAUCUGGUCAGCUGAUACGGAAUCAUAGUCAAGGGAACAAGACAUAGCUGCCAAAGCUGAGAAAAGCAGCAGGGUUAUAUUGUAUCUUUUAACAUCUCUUCAGGCAUUUUGAAACUGAGCAGGUUUAGUACAUCUAGUCUGUGAUCUAAUAAUUCAAGAAUCUGAUUAAUUUUACUAUUAAUCUCGGAAAAGUUCAAAUUAAAAUAAAUAGUGCAAUAUUGCUUUUGAUUUAAGUAGCCUGUGAUGCAUUUUAUAAAGCACCAUGAUACAUCCAAAUAUUGCCCUGUAAACAAACAGUAUUAAUUGUGGGUGACAACACAAUUGAGGUGUGGAUCACUGACCCUCGCUUUCUAUCCCUGUGGAAAAUGUGUCAAGAAUAAUGUGUUAUGUGGCAUCUCACACCAAACACUCUACGGCCUUCAUAGCUACUGAAAUGUGGGUAGCUCACUGCUAAUUUUUAUUCUAACUAUAUAAGGUGAUCCAGCUGUAAAAUACAAAGAUUGCUGCCUAUAUAUAUAUAUAUAUAUAUAUAAUGCAAAAAUAUUCCUUUCCAGGGCCAUUUUGGAAACAUCUUUUGUUAUCUGUUACAUGUUUAUACCAACAUUUUGUCUUAAUGAGUAAUUCUACCACUGUCAUCAGUUAAUACCAUGAAAAGCACAGGCAAUAAUGCAUCUAGACGAGACAGGCUCUAUUAAUUGCCUGAAGGAAAGGCACCAUUUAACCUUUAAAACUGUGCUUGCUUUCAUAUAGCUUUUCAGAACCAUUUGUAGCUUAUACUCUGCUAAGCCUUAGAAUGCUAACAUCGUUGGCAUGGACUGGUGGCUGGAAGCAGGAACUUCUGAGUUCUGAUCCCAGUUUUGCCACUGAUGUUGUGCGGCCUUAGGUUAAGUUGCCCCAGUGUAUCUUAACUUUUCGCCCCAUCCCCAAUAUGGUGACAAUGACAACCUCGCAGGGGUGUUGUGAGGAUUAGCUAUUUGUAAGGUGCUUGGUAGCUACAUAUAAGUUCUAAAUAUUAAGGGUGUGGUUUUUUUUUAAAUAUAUGUUCACAGCAUUCAGAGGGUUUUUCCUUAAAAUUUAAGUUUGAAAAAUGAAAUUCUGACAAAGAUACAAAAAAUAGCUAAUGGUAUAUAGAAGUAUAUGGGGGUGUGGCUUGUGGUUAAAAAUAAGACUGAAAGCCCAGGUACAGAAGUUCUAGUCCUGACUUAUUUGCCACUGGCUUAUAGUGUGACCUGGGGCAAGUAACACAUGGCUGGAUUUUCUAAACAUGCUGUGUGGUUUGUGCAGAGGUAAGGGGGCGGGGAAUGUUUUCCUAGAACAUUUGUAUUUGUAUAUAGAAACAUGGGUUCACACAUGUAUAUUGUGCACAAGAGGCCUUCCAGAUUUUGAAAUUGUAGCCCUUUUUGUGCCUUAUUUACUUUUGUGUGUAAAAUGGAGUUACUAAUACUUAUGUACCCCCAUAGGAUCUGGUGAGGUUAGAUGUUAGGCCUGAUCUAAACGCACAGUUGUGCCAAUACAAUUGUAGGUUAUACCGGCUUAGUUAAACUGUGUGUAGACAAGCUCGAAGUAAAACAUUUUUGAGAUACUUAGAUACUGGGUUUUUUUAUCCACAAUUUGCAACACCAUGGCAGUGGGGUGGGUAUACAUUAUUUUUGAAGUGCAGAGUGUUUUUUAAACAGUGGGGUUUGAAAUUUUCCCCAAACCCAUAAAACAUUUCCAACCCAGUGUGUUAAGUUGUAACAAUAAGGAGUUAGCAUAGUAUCAGCAAAGUGGUGGACUAUGCUUUAUUUUAAUGGGUUUGUAAUAGAAAAUUGAAACCAAACAUUUGUCCUGUUACUCAAGACCUUAAAAAUAGCUACUGUGGUUGUUUCUUUGAUGCAGAAGGCUGAGCAGAUAGAAAAGUCCAAAAUGGUUUGUUUAUGCAGUAACCACUUAUUGUGUGUAUAGGAAAGAUUCUGAGGCAUAAUAAAUACUACAUAUUGUACAUGUAGCUUCUCUUGUGCUACUAGCAACUGGAGCUUUUCAAGAUGGUUACAAUGUGAUUUAAUGUAGUUGGGACCCAUGUGUACUUAAGGCUGAUACUGGUAACAAUAAUUUGUCCUUUGAAUGAACUAAUCUUAAAUACCUCAAUGUAGGGUUGUGUGUAUUUUGUUUCUGAAUUGCUGCCAGACUCAUCUGAUGAUUAACAACAUUAAGAUCAAAGUAAGUAAGAUAAUGAAGUACUGGAGUAAUUAAAUUCUCAGUUUUGAGAUCUUGACUUCCCCCACCCCUAGCCCUUUUUAGAUGUUCUUGCAGCAUUAGAGUAGCUGUCUGGUUUUUCCUGUUUCUUGUCUCAAAUACUGUUUGCUUUGGUGAGGAUUUUGUUUUCCCUCUGAUGUUGGAUCUUGGCUUCUUCAAUUAAAAGGAAAAAGCAGAGGAGAGAGAUUCAUGUUUGAAUCAUUACCUAGUGCCUCAGAACAUGUGCCAUACACUUCAGACAUUUUUGAAAUGAGAAGUAUCUUAAGGGAGAUGAUUGAACAUACGGGGUACUUGGCAGCAAAAUUAACCCCCCUAUACCACCCACCCCCAAAAGUGGCUUUUGCUGUGUCUUGAUAUCAAAAUAGUUUUUAGGAUAGAGCUGUAUAGGUUACAUAGAAACAUAAGUUUCUAACUUUAAGCACCUAAAAUAAUUCUGCUUGUUUGUUUCAGACAUCUUUGAACUUAAUUUUCAUGGAAUGUCAAAUGUAUAUGUCCAGCUUGAUUAACCCAGUAAAUCAUCCUGUUACUAAGCAUGUACGGAGUACAGUCUCUCUUUCUUGCUCUGGUGGUAGCAAUCUGUUAUGCUUGUCUGGAUUGUUUGUGGUCUGUACCUCUGUGAAUAAAAUAUUCAGUUUACUUCU